UUCCUCAGCCGUAGGAAGUGAUGAUGGCAAAUGUAAAUACCUUGUUCACAUAACCUCCAGUCUUAAUUUAGAGAAAAAUUUCAAUGCUUUGCAUAAAAAUGUAUUGUUAAGAUUUCUGUGGCGACGAAUAAUGGUGUCAAAGGGUUGCUUUUGGCAUCACGAAAAUAAUGCACAAUAGCCGAGUCGCUCCAUUUGCCGUCCAAACAGAGUCAAACGGUGUCAACACAAGCAAUAGUAUGGCGACUUAUCCCGAAGGACAUGAAGAAUUACAACUUGAUUCCGCCGGUGACGACGACAGCAACGAUGAAGAAGGUCUUGGAAACAGCCGAAGCAAUAAAUUCUUUCAAGGCCUACCAAGUCAUAUUGCAAACCGUAAUGUCUCCGGGCCAUCACAGAGUGCAGGCCUCAGUCGAGGACGUUUACAACGUUCUAGCUCAGGAAGAGCUUCUCGCAGCUCGACAAGGGAUUUUAGAGACGCACAAGUCGUAGACAUUGAAGAUGAGGAUCAACCUGCUGAGAGUGGCCAUUCCUCGUACAAGGCUAUGGCGGCACCCAUGGCAACCAAACGUAGUGUCAGGAAGGCCAGAAUGACAAAUGCACCAUAUUCUAAAAACCUGUCUUGUUGGAAGGGGUUUAAAUUACGUACUGCAAUGUGGUGGCAUCACACAAAGCAAUCAAUCAAUGAAGGAAUUCAUGCUAUGGAGUUGUGGAAAGGUCAUUUGAAAGAAGUGGAAGGUCAAUUUGGAAAUGGCGUGUUGUCAUUUUUUCUGUUUCUAAAGUGGCUUCUGUUUUUGGACAUUCUCAUCUUCAUAAUUCAGUUUUGUUUCAUUUCCAUACCGAAGUUGACAUAUCCAGAACCUGAUUUACCUUCAAACACUUCAUGUUCUGUAGCAUAUGACAAUAGCUCGUCUACUGAAAAAGAUAUUGGAAAUUUGAUUGUGGACUUCAUGACUGGUCAGGGUUGGAUCAAUACAACCAUAAUGUUUUACAGCAGCUACCCUGCGGCAAAGCUUGUCAAUGAGGAUUCUACGUAUAAACUACCAUUGGCCUAUCUCCUGGGUGGUGCGGCAUACCUCGUCCUAAGUUUGCUUCUCAUGGUCAGCAGCCUGGCCAAGAACUUUCAGCAGAGCUAUAUCGAGGGCGGUGGACAGUUUUAUUCCUUUUGUAACAAAGCUUUUGCCUCCUGGGACUUUUGUAUUACCGACGAAAAAACGGCGAAAAUAAGAAGCCAGAAUUUUUUCAAUGAUAUUGAGGGGACGCUAAGCGAGUUGAAACGCUUGGAGGAAAUCAAGAAUCGAUCGAGGAAAAUGAAGUUCAAACUUUACACCGUGAGGUUCCUUGUUAGCGUGGUGGUCAUGGGUAUUCUUGCUGCAUCUAUAUAUGGUAUCUUUGUGACCACGGAAAUCGCCCUUGCAGCUGCUGGGGAAGGCCAGGGCAAUUUACUUGACACUGUCAAACGUUACGCCUCGUCGCUGACGAUCUCAGCGUUGAAUCUAUUCAUUCCGCCCGUGUUUGCUGUCCUAUGUACGUUUGAACAAUACAGUCCAAGUUUUGAGUUGGCCAUGAAUCUCCUAAGGACUGUUUUAUUGAAGUUGGCGUCCGUGGCUUCUCUGGUAAUCACAUUGUUUAUUGAGGCAGCUAAAAGGGAUGAUUGUGAAAAUUGCUGGGAGAACCAAAUCGCCGCACAGAUGUACAUGUUGGUUUGGCUUGAUUUUAUCAUUGUGCUCUUCACAACCCUUAUCGUCGACUUAGUUUACAGGUUGUUAUUUGACCACACAAAAUUCAAGAAAUUCGCCCCAGCUCCGGAAUUUGACAUUCCAAGAAACGUCCUUGAGUUGGUGUACGGACAGGCCUUGAUAUGGAUUGGUUGCUAUUUUUCCCCUCUCAUGGCAGCCAUGGGUGUCAUCAAACUAUUCAUCAUGUUUUAUGCUAAAAAGAUAGGACUGAUGUAUAACUGCAAACCAUCCUCAAAACCUUACAACAGUUCCCGUGCAAACUAUCUAUUCACCAUGCUGCUUCUGUUAUCAUAUCUGAUCUGCCUCGUCGCUAUCGGAUAUUCGAUAACAAGAAUAAAGACAUCCUGUUGUGGUCCAUUUAGCAACACCAACUGCGACGAUUCGUUCCGUAUGUACAACGUCAUUCCUGAUGAAAUCAACACUUGGCCACAGGUUCUCCAGGAUAUCUUGCGCUUUAUUGGAACUGUUUCCUUCAUCUUCCCAUUCGCUGUUAUUUUAUGUUUAUUGCUGUACUAUUUCCGAUCAAUGAACAAGGCUCACCAACACAUGAUAGAUAUGUUGAAAGAUCAACUUAUAUUGGAGGGACGGGACAAACGCUUUCUCAUGGAACGCCUUUUGGCCGACGCACAAAAAAAGCAACUCGCCGAAGAAUUCCCAACAAACGACAUUCCGUCGAAGACGACAGUAAUUCCAGACGAUUAACAUUAAUACUCGUCCACUUUUUAUACAUAUAUACAUCCUUUGUCAAUUUUACGUGAUUUAAAGCGGUAUGAUUAUGUCUUUGAAGAACAACUAUAAAAAUCAGGCAUAACUGGAAUUAUUGUAUAACUUAUUUUAAAAUUGUUAUACUCAUGCAAUGCCGUGAUGGAGGUAUUAGUUUUAAGAGACUGUUGAUAUUGAAGAUUUGAGUGAUAACUUAUGAGUUAUGUUGCUAUUUUAGUAUGACAAUUCUUGGAUAUAGUUGCGUAUUUUUAGUCGGCAUCGAAAACUUACUAAAUUCCCAGCAAUUUGUAUAUAAUUAACACUAAGUUAUUAAUAUUGUGUAUUUUUAUUAUAAAACCGGUAUUUAUGCAAUACAAUUGUAAACAUUUAACAAUGUUUUUCGUUCUGUUACAGUAUUUUUACUAUUUUAGUAUUAUCAAAGUGCGAUGGCCCUUCAGAUCUCCGAGCAGUGUAUAAUGAAGCAGUAGCCCUUCUUCAAAGUUUAACGGCGUGGAACACCACCAUUGGAUUGACAUCUAUUUUGUCCGCGCAUAAAUUAAGCAUAAGUUCCAC
Messenger RNA from Dendronephthya gigantea, 3011 nucleotides. RefSeq names its product transmembrane channel-like protein 7. The record is from RefSeq and is a predicted model, not a curated record. Bases 168 to 2438 code for a protein of 756 amino acids. The transcript has 18 exons. Gene Ontology annotation, molecular function: mechanosensitive monoatomic ion channel activity. NCBI's taxonomy places the organism in Eukaryota, Metazoa, Cnidaria, Anthozoa, Malacalcyonacea, Nephtheidae. Gene Ontology annotation, cellular component: plasma membrane.